GGACGGCCACGGCGCCCGAGACGUCCUGCAGACACGCUGGCUAUCAGAGAUGCCCGCUUUGUCCUCAUCUGGAUGUGUUUUCACCUUGCCUUCGUCUUGCCCUGCCUCCUUCUCCCUCUCCUGCCGCGUGCCGCAGACAGCGUCCUCCCCCCCCCCGCCCCUGGGGUGCGUGAUGGGCGAUCGGGGUCACGAUGGCGCUCGGCGGCUGGGAGGGGCGCAGACGUUCGCGUCCACGGCGACCCCCUCACAGCCGUCCGUCGUCCCUCCGCACCUGGCAGUCGUGGAGUACGAGAAGACGCUGCAAGGGCUAGACCCCACGGCGCCGCCAGAGAAGCAGGCCAAGGUGGCUCUGGACGCCGCCAUUGCGAGCGGCGACGUUGAGCAGCUCCGGGCGGUGCUGGACCAGAUCCGGCUCCACAUACCGCAGGAGGUGGCCACCCUCAUGAUGCACGCGCUGAGAACCACCGCUGUUCAGGACAACCUGGUGGCGAUGCAGUUUCUGCUGGCGCAGAUCACGGGCUGCCCCCCGCAGCAGGUAUUCGAGCUGCUCAAGUACGCGUUGGAUGGCGCCGCGGCGCGCGAGAGCCCAGGGGCUAUGGACCUGGAGGGCUCCUCCGCGCGGGGCCACGGCAUGAUGGACUUCCUGCUGGGUGCGGCGCAGAAGGUGUUCCAGGGCGCGUUCCCGGAGCAGUUCCUGCAGCUGGUGCAGCACGCCGUGGGCGCGGCCGCGCGCCGGGGGAACUCCGGAACCUCGCGCUGCUGAAGUUCCUGAUGGACCACACGGCCGCGGCCUCACUGCCGAUCGACUACGACGGCGUGUUCGCCGCCGCAACGUCUUCCGGCCAGGCGGAGGGCCUGCUGCAGGAGAGGCCAUCAAGGGUGGCGCGGACUACGAGAAUGUCAUCCUCAUGCUCCUACAGUCCAUCAAGAACCUUCCGCACAACGGCGAAUCUGGCGUUGGCAGCCGGCAGUCUCUGAAGAACACUGCCAAGGUGCAGCUCGUGAGGAGCUACAAGCAGAGGGACCCCGCCCUCUUUGCCAAGCUCAUGGCCGCUGUCAAAACGUUCUUUCCCGAGGACCUCUCGCAGGCCUCCCCUGGCGGCUUCGACGGCGACGUCAGCAUGUGACGAGCAGGCGCCAGGCGCGGGGGGGAGGCGGGGAUCGGUGUAUGUGGAUCGCUGGCGUCCCCCAAGGGGAGGGGGCGGGGCUGCGGGACUGACAGUCAUAGGCUUUGACGUGAGAGUGCACGGAAUACAGAGCCCGCGACCUUGCGUCUAUAGACACAGACACAGAGUGGCUCACAGCGGAA
Molecule: messenger RNA, 1309 nt
Organism: Prorocentrum cordatum
Lineage: Eukaryota; Dinophyceae; Prorocentrales; Prorocentraceae
Source: the annotation of a GenBank genome assembly